Messenger RNA from Drosophila ananassae, 1841 nucleotides. RefSeq names its product clusterin-associated protein 1 (gene Cluap1). NCBI's taxonomy places the organism in Eukaryota, Metazoa, Arthropoda, Insecta, Diptera, Drosophilidae. The record is from RefSeq and is a predicted model, not a curated record. The transcript is spliced from 5 exons. The coding region runs from base 220 to 1815 and encodes 531 amino acids. Gene Ontology annotation, biological process: cilium assembly. Gene Ontology annotation, cellular component: cilium; intraciliary transport particle B; centrosome.
UUAAAAAUUGGCAGACACAUUGAAAUUUUAAAAUCGACCGUUCUUAACGUAAAGCAUGUAAUUGUCGUGCGUUGCCUGGCAACCUUCAAAUUGGACACCAGUGGCCCAAACACUGCCGAAAAGGGCCACAACAAAUGUUGGCAUGGAAAAUGCCAUUGGCCACUGCAGCCGGCGCAGCUAAACCAGGUGAAGCGGAACAGGAACAGGACAGAAACUGGAAUGUCUUUCAAGGAUGUGCGAGAUCUCGGAGAGCAGCUAAAGCUGUUGGGGUUCCCUAGGGUUUUCCCACUCCAGGCAUUGGCCAGUCCCCAUGGCAGCCUGGCCAGCUUCCACAUUGUGGCCGAACUGCUGCAAUGGCUGGCGGGUCUAAUGGAGCCAGGUGCCUCCCUGCCCGGGGGCGUGGAGUCUGAGGAGCACAGGGUGUUGCUAGUGCGUUCUGCAACCGAGUUUUUCGUCACCAAGGCGGCCAUUCGCCUAAACCCCCGGAAACUCUAUGCUGCAGCUUCGGUGACUGCCGCUGAGCUGCAGAAGAUAACCCGACUCCUGACAGCUCCAGGCGGCCAAACCGAAACUGACCACGAGGAUGAGGAACAAAGGGAUCAGUACCGGAGCCUGAAUCCCGUGGAUAUUGGCGAUAAAAUGGAGGAUCUGCGUAAGGCUAGAGAACUAGCCACUGACUUAACCCAGCGGGGAGCUACGCUCUAUGAUCUGCUCUCCAAGGAGCUGCUCAAUAAGGAGGCCAGGACGGCGCAGGCUCAACGUCCUUUGGAGCUCCUGAGCGUGGAGCGAACUCUAAAAAAUGCCAUUCAAUCAAAUCAGCUCCGGUUGCAGUCUAGCAAAGCCCAAUUGGAAGCCACACGAGUGGAGUUGAAUGCCCUGGGAUCCAAACUGCAGCGCCGAAAGGCUGAGUUGGAGAGGACUCGCCAACGACUGGAGGCAUUGCAUCGGAUCCGUCCUGCUCACAUGGCGGAGUUUGAGGACUGUGAGAAGGAGCUGCAGCAGUUGUUCCAGCGCUACUUUCUGCGCCUCCACGUCCGUGAUGCUCUGCGAUUUCAGCUUGAGUCCCGUACGAAAAGGGCCACGCCCAUUGCCUCUCCUGUUUUGCAAAAGACAGCCGAAAAUUCCAUGCCCUUCAUCCCAGAAGGGCUCAUCGAAGACGAUGACGACGACGAUGACCUGGACGAUGAUGACGACGGCGAGAAUGCUGGCGAAGGCAUUUCGAACCCGGGUCUCGAAAUGGUUGUAAAUGGCCGCAGUGUUUUCGGCCUGGACUCCGAGAUACCGGACAUACGCGAUGAGGAUAAGCUACUCCAGCAGAAUGGCCUAAACCCCGGGCAGAGUAAGAGGCCUGGCACGGCCACCUCCAGGAUGAGGCCCACUACUGGAAGAAGCCGGAAAGGCGCCACAGGAGGAGGCGGCGCCGAUGGAGGCAGAGGCGAUAGAGGUACCCGGCGAGGCAGAGCUGGAGUAGCGGCUGCAGGAGAUCCUGGAGAAGGAGCUGGAGCGAGCGGCGCCACUCGAAAUGGGCGGAACGGUCCCGGCAGCAGUAUGCUCGAUUCCCGGGACGAUGACAGCAGCUUCGGUAGCUCGGACAGCGAGCUGGAUGUGGGCGAAAUCAUGGGCAUGAGCGGGCUGAGUGGGAUCAGUGGCAUCAGUGGAAUCAGCGGAAUGACAGGCAUGGCCCUGGGUGCCGGGGACGAUGAUUUUGACCUAAACUCUAUCGAUGACAUCAGCAUUUCGAAAUUAACCGGGGAACUGCCGCUGCGUCCGAAAACAGCUAACAAAACGGAGCACCACAGUGACGAGGACUUUUAAGGAUUUACACUUGGGCGGACUUAUUU